Tigriopus californicus is the source of this 2415-nucleotide messenger RNA. RefSeq names its product cytoplasmic dynein 1 light intermediate chain 2-like (gene Dlic). Lineage: Eukaryota; Metazoa; Arthropoda; Copepoda; Harpacticoida; Harpacticidae. Gene Ontology annotation, molecular function: dynein heavy chain binding. The coding region runs from base 342 to 1775 and encodes 477 amino acids. Gene Ontology annotation, biological process: microtubule cytoskeleton organization; microtubule-based movement. The transcript is spliced from 10 exons. Gene Ontology annotation, cellular component: cytoplasmic dynein complex; centrosome. The record is from RefSeq and is a predicted model, not a curated record.
GGAUGACUCAAGUGCUCUGUGUGUGGCUGGCAGUAGGACCGACUCUUGGAGUAGGAGUGAAAAGUGAGCGAGUGCCUUCAAGUCAUCCUCCAUCCAUCCAUCCAUCCUUCGUCUUGUCCCACUCAUGGUAGAUGGUACCUACACACUAAAAGCCAGUUGAGCUGAGAAGUGAGGGUCACACGGGAAACGCACUAGCCAGUCGGAUUCCGCCCCUGAACGCCCCGCCCCGCCCGUCUUGAACCUUAUUGGAGCCUAUUCCGAAGUGCUCCAUCCUGUGGGUGUGGUCGGAUUCAAGAGGGAAAGAGAGAGAGAGAUUUGGCGUGGGAGUGAGGUAGUCGGUCAUGGAUGACGUGCCACCUCUUGUUCCGCCCCCCGCCCACACCAUGGAAUCGGAACCGCAGCAUCGAACCCACCAUCAGCCCAAUCAUAGCACCGCUAAUAAUAACCAUUCUCAUACUAUCAAUAGCAGUAAAUCCAAUGUGCACAAGGAAUCGGAAAAUCUUUGGGCCACGGUUCUCUCUGAGGUUCAAACCAAUCGGAAUGCCCAACUACCCUCGUCCAAAAACUUGUUGGUUCUAGGUGAUAAAGAAUCCGGGAAGACCACGCUGAUUGCCAAACUUCAAGGAAACGAAGAUCCCAAGAAAGGGGCGGGUUUAGAAUACAGCUACAUCGAUGUGCGGGAUGAGUAUCGUGAUGAUAUGACCAACGAAGAAUAUCUCGAAUAUUGGCUCCUUCCACCCUGGGAUCACACUCGUCUUGGGGUUUGGACCCUAGAUGGAGAUACCAGCCAUGUCAAUCUUUUGAAAUUCGCUCUGACCGAAUCCAAUUUUACGGACACAAGCGUGGUCAUUUGUGUGUCCAUGAUGGCACCGUGGAACAUCAUGGAUCAGUUGCAGAAUUGGGCUUCUCUCCUCCAAGAUCACAUUGACAAGCUAUCUCUUUCUGCUGAGCGUACUUUGGAACUUCAGAAUGAGAAUCGAAGAAUAUGGCAAAGCUAUGUGGAACCUGGAGAUGAUACUGAAGCGACCUCUUCAUCACCCACGAAGAGAAUCAGUCGCAACUUGGAAUUUGAGCCCGAAGAGGAUCUGCUUCCAUUACCCGAAAACACUUUGACGCGGAAUCUGGGUCUUGAUCUCAUCGUUGUCGUCACAAAAACGGAUUACAUGUCCGACUUGGAACGUGAUUAUGACUACAAGGAAGAGCAUUUCGACUUCAUCCAGCAAUCCAUCCGCAAAUUUUGUCUUCAAUUUGGAGCAGCCUUAUUUUACACAUCUGUUAAGGACGACAAGAACUGCGAUGUAUUCUACAAGUAUCUAGUCCACCGCAUCUAUGGGUUUCCAUUCAAGACACCCGCAUUGGUUGUUGAGAAGGACGCAGUAUUCAUACCUGCCGGAUGGGACAACGAGAAAAAGAUUGCCAUACUGUUCGAAAACAUGCACAGCGUGAAACCAGACCAAUAUUAUACAGAUGUUAUAGCCAGGCCAAUUGUUCGAAAACCUGGCGCUGCUAAUCGUGAUAUCGAGGUGGUUGCUGAGGAUGAGCAGCAAUUCCUUCUCCGCCAACAGCAAUAUUUGCUACAAGGCGGAGCUCCGCCUCCAAAUCUUGUGGGAGGCGGAGCAGGCGGGGCCCCAGCCGUUCAGAAGACCCCUGAUCGUAAAGUAAUCGGUUCGCCUGGCGUCCAGGGCUCGCCAAAGAAGUGGAGACCAGGAGUAAGUGUUUUUGCCUUGGGAAUGCAUUUUCAUCCAUUUGCCGUAAUCCAUUUACCAAAUAAUUGACUUGCCAAUCUCUGGCUUGUUCAAGAAUUUGGCAAUAGGUUAAAAAAUCCAACACGAAAUCUCAUGGAUGUCAGCUCUAAGACUCAUUUGGUAGUUCAAACGUCGAUCCGUACUCACAACUUGAAUGGAUGAUUGCUAAAAAAUAAAAAUCUUUUCUAAGCUGGGUUUGUCACUCGCAAUUGCCUGAAUGACAUUUAAAACUUGAACUACAAAGUGCUUUCUUGGCAAUUUUCAUCUCAAGUGGUGGGGAGAGAUCGGCAAAUUUACGACCCCAAUCAGAACUGACGUCGAUGAGGUUUCGUGUAGGAAUUUUCACCCUAUGGCAAAAUUCUCAAACAAGCCAGCCAGAGUGUGGUACAUCUAUAGUAACCCCAGAAUGCCGCCUUUUAUGUUGUCCUCAGAUUCAUCGUUUCAUUUCGAUAUACACAGAAACCAUCUUGGAAAACGCCAAGUGACACCACUUACGAAUUGUACAUACCGUGGUGAUGGUAUUAAUGCCAUCUGAAAACAUAAUUCCCCAGUGGCGACAUUUCUAAUGAUCUACUUAUGCUGACCAACCAUUUGGUUAUUAAUUGCUAAUGCUCAAUUGUUAUUUGUUUUAAGUCAAAGCGCCAGCCAUUUCUUCUAUCAUUUCAACCUA